This is a messenger RNA of Diospyros lotus (date-plum), 2876 nucleotides long. Its product is annotated as ultraviolet-B receptor UVR8. The transcript is spliced from 6 exons. The record is from RefSeq and is a predicted model, not a curated record. The coding region runs from base 931 to 2409 and encodes 492 amino acids. Lineage: Eukaryota; Viridiplantae; Streptophyta; Magnoliopsida; Ericales; Ebenaceae. Gene Ontology annotation, molecular function: protein binding.
CGACAUUUCGCAUCCACCACGAAGAACCCUAAGCCUUGCCUUGGCAGUGGCCAGUUAGUUAGUUCCCGAAAUUUAAUGAAAUCUCAAGCAGAAGGAUUCCUUCUUUUGUGCUCUCUGCCAGCUCUCUCUCUCUUCUUUCUAGAAAGAUAGAGAAAGCAGGGGAAGAGAGAAAGACGGUGACUGUGUGGAAAUGUCGCCAUAAAGCAAGCUGGGUGCCCUACUCUUUUGCUUUUGUUCUCUCUCUCCCAUUCCCACCCCCAAAGUUGGAAAAUUUGUCACCAAGCACUAUCCUUUUUCUUUCUUUUCCUCAAUUAUUACUCUACAAGUUUAGUUACUCGCACUGGUGUUUGGCAUUUUCAUUUGUUUUUGUCGGCGAAACCGGCACCGAAAAGCUUUCGCGAGUCGCUCUCCUCUUUUGGGUAUGAUUCCACCACCAACAUGCUUUUCUCUUGCUAUGCAGAAUAUAUUCCCCUAUUCUGAUCUCGAAACCCCACAUUUCUGUGGCUCCCAAUGUUCGAUCGUGUCCGAUUUUGAAGUCAUUUGGGUUUGGGAAUCAUACUCUCCGGGUAGCCAACAGAAGAAUUGGUCUUCGAUUUGCAGGCGCUAGUUUGAAACUCCCUUUUCUUAACGCAGUUUUUAGCUGUGAUUUGUCCCUUCUGAUGUUUUGUUUCGAAACACUGUUUCAAUUGCCUGUGAUUUUUUCAGCUAGACCCCCUUUCUUGUAUUCAAUUUCUUGUAAUUUCCUGUAUUCAGAUGCUUUUUUCAUUUGUUGUGUCAAUUGUCUCCGAUUUCGCCUAAAAAUUUGACAUUUGGCAAUUGAAUCGAACUGUCUCGGUAAGGUUCGCUUUUCUCUGAAACACUAUUUCAAGGAGGAUUCUGAGGAGGAAAUAAACAGCACCCAUUUGCGAUUUUCCCUUAAUUUGGUCACAAAUGUCAGAUCGAUUAAGGCCUGCUCCAAUGGAGGACUUGCCCUCGCAUUUGAUUCUUGAAAUACUGAGCUCAGGUCGUUUGAGCGCGGUUGAUCUGGUGUCUUUGGAGCUGACUUCCCGGACUUUUAGGGGAACUCACGGCUUGUUCCCACAAAAGUUCCGAUCUUUGGUGGACUUUGCCGCGUUUCAGAGUUGUGAAUUCCAUCCAAUAUAUGCGUCUAUGGGUCCAAAUGCUCGCAAGGAGCUUUAUGAUCGGUGCAGUGGCAACUGGAAGCGGGUUUUGAGGUUCUUGCAAUCGGUGCAGCAGUCCUCCAACAUUGUUGAGACCUCAGCAGGCAAUAUGCAGAUUAGAACGGGCAAGUAUCACACAUUGCUCAUCAACAAGUCAUCAGUGUAUUCUUGUGGUUCCAGUUUGUGUGGUGUUCUUGGUCAUGGGCCUGAAACAACCCAAUGUGUGGCAUUUACCAGGAUUAGUUUCCCAUCUACUGCACAUGUGGCCCAUGUCUCGGCCUCCCACAAUCAUGCUGCUUUUGUCAUGCAAUCUGGAGAGGUUUUUACGUGUGGAGGUAAUUCAUCAUUUUGUUGUGGACAUAGAGAUACAGGUCGUCCAAUAUUCAGGCCCAGACUUGUGGAAGCAUUAAAUGGAAUCGCUUGCAAGCAGGUUGCUGCAGGGCUUAAUUUUACCAUGUUCCUCACAAGACAAGGCCAUGUCUACACAUGUGGAAUGAAUGCACAGGGACAGCUUGGCCAUGGUGACACCCUUGAUAGGCCGACACCCACAAUUGUAGAAUUUCUUGAGAGCAUUGGAUCUGUAGUUCAGAUUGCUGCUGGUCCAAGUUAUGCCUUGGCUGUCAUGAAUGAUGGGACAGUCCACUCAUUUGGGUCUGGUACCAAUUUCUGCCUUGGCCAUGGAGAGCAACACAAUGAGCUACAGCCACGUGCAAUCCACUCAUUUAGAAGAAAGUGUAUCCACAUUAUUCGUGUCUCUGCUGGCGAUGAGCAUGUUGUUGCACUUGAUUCUAGUGGAUUUGUGUAUACUUGGGGCAAAGGCUACUGUGGUGCAUUGGGCCAUGGAGAUGAGAUUGACAAGACUACUCCAGAACUCUUGAAUGGUCUAAAGGGCCAUGUUGCUGUGCAGGUUUGUGCAAGUAAGAGGAAAACCUUUGUGCUGGUGGAUGAUGGUUCUGUUUAUGGCUUUGGAUGGAUGGGUUUUGGUAGCCUUGGAUUUCCCGACAGGGGCGCAUCUGACAAAAUCACUAGGCCUCGAGUCUUGGAAAGCUUAAAAUCUCAUCAUAUUUCACAAGUAAGCACGGGCCUCUACCACACUGUUGUAGUCACUAACCAGGGGCGAAUCUUUGGAUUUGGAGAUAAUGAAAGAGCACAACUUGGGCACGAUACUUUGAGGGGAUGCCUCGAACCAACUGAAAUUUUUAUUCAGGAAAUGGAGAGUGAUGCGGGGCUUGUAACAAAAAGUGGUUGACUUGGAUGUCCUGCCAGCUAGCUCGAGGGGGAGUGCAGGUGGACACUGUUUGAUGAUGAUUAUUAUUAUUAUUAUUAUUUUUCUAAUCUGUUAACACCACCAGUGUCAUAAUAAGAAAAUUCUGUUUCUAGAUUUUGAUUUUGAAUUUCAGUCGAAGCCUUUGUUGUAUUACCAUUACAGAGUUGAACGUGCAUUCUGUAGUAGUUUCGUUUUCUUCAACACAACAUGUUGUUUUCCAUGAUGGUCCAGAAAUGUAUAGGUUAGGAACCAGCUUCCAUGGCCACGUUCCUGAACUGAAAGCUAGAAAUGCUGCUUGCUGCUGCUGUUCUGUUGGUCCUUUAAAAGCGAUGCCCUGCCAUCUGCCUAACCUUGUCAUGCAUAGAGAUGGAUACAUAGUUGACAAUCUUCACCUAGUCAUAAUACAGCCUUCCCUCACAAAGAGGGAGGCCCUGAAUUCAAUUCUCUGU